ACUAUACCGGGUACGUACUUUAAUUCUUUCUGCGCUAAUACUUCGACUUUACUUAGGCCCGAGAGAUUUUUUUUUUUAAGAUACGCUUUGUUAAAUGUAAUAAAACCAAAUGGCCUUUAGUAAACGUGACAACUCCCUUACGUAAAACGUCAAAUGGUAUGCAAGUUACUUAUUUUUAAGUUAAUUAUUAGGUAUUUUUGUAAUGUUUCAGGUGUUUUUAUAUAAUAUAUUUUGUUUUACUAAACUUUAACCCUACAUUACAGUUAUGCUAUGGUAAACAUAUGGGCAUGUCUUUUGAAAUAUGACAUAAGUAUAGUGCACAAUUAUGUUUCCCAACAAUACAGCAAAAAUACCAAAAACAAAUUUGAACAUUUUAUUUUCAUACUGAACUCUUCAGAAGUAUCUUGGAUAUUAAGCGAACAUGGUUUACAUUUGACCUUUUCGUACUGAGGUCUUACAGCGUUUGCACAUAAAAGCAACGUGCGGACCAGAAGCAAUGGAAACGGAAUAAUUCUAAACUUAGAUUCAUUUAUGUUUUUAUUUUUCUUGAACACUUAUACCUGUGGACUUUACUUGACGUUUAACGAGCUAUAACUGUCAGAAUGAACUUUAUACUGACGUUACGUAAACAUAAGAGGGUUGAUUCUGACGUUUAGUUUUUUUUACGUUUUAAUGAGGCAGACAGGUGUAUAUAAAGAAUAACAACAGGGUGUACCCAAUUAUUCUAUUUAUCAAUUAGGAUUCAACGUUCAUGAAUUCAGACCGAAUGAAAUGAAAUACUUGUAGGAUAUCAUAUUCUUAGAAAUUCAAUGGAACUAUGCUUAUAGGUUAAAUAGCAGAUGUGAUAAAAAUAAUAAAUGCCUACGCGAUUGUGUAUAAAAUUUUUGCACCUGCGUUGCUUUUGGAAUUUGGAAUUGGUCCUAUGUUAGAAGACACUAUCUUGUCAAGUACAACGAAGCGUAAAAUCGGAACCCAACCUACCGACAAGAGUUGCAUGUAAAACAUACGAAAAACUAAACAGAUUUUGGAAAUUUCGUAUCAGGAUUUUAUUACGUGUGUACGAACGAGUCAGAACCGUAGAAACCACCUGGUAUCAUGUCUAUUUUGUGUCUUGUUGCCUUGAAGAGACGUCUCUGGUUGUUGCCCAUACUGACGUCAGGAUGGCUCUUCACGUCAUUUUGGACGGCAUAUGCUAUUGCUGUGUCCUACGAUCACACAGACGCUGACUUUCCGUACAUUAGUCAUACUGCCAUAGAAGCACCAGAGCGAUGUGUGUUUGGUCAAAUGGUUAAUAUAGGGGCGGUUAUGUUGGGAAUGAACGUCAUCCUGAGAUACCUAUUUUGUAAGAAGUAUCUCCGUAUCAAAUUAACACCGCCGGAGGACAGAUGGUACAAAAUCAACUUUGCGGGACUCGUCCUCGGAAUACUGACGGCAGUCGGCCUCAGUUUGGUUGCUAACUUUCAGACAGAGGUUCAUCGAGUACCACACUAUGUCGGAGCGGGGCUGGCGUUCGGGCUCGGGACGGUGUACUGCUGGUUCCAGACAGCACUAACGUACCAAGCGAGGUACAAGUACAACAGAAAGAAGAUUGUCCUACUCUUAGUCCAGUUUAUAAACAGUGUCAUGAUGUCCAUGCUGUUGGUAUUAUUUGGUACAACAAAACUCAUUUACAAAGUUCAAGAGAUGCGAGGGAAAGGAUCAAAAUGGGACGAAUUAAACGACAUCUACCUGACAUCUACAAUCACAGAAUGGCUUCUGGCUCUAUCCAUAUUGACCUUCACACUCACGUAUGCUCCAGAUUUCAAAAAUAUGAGAGUGGACGAUCCGAAUAUAUACUUUAAACUAAAAUUUGAGAAGAAACAUUCAAGUGUAAACUUACAGAAAAUGACUGACAACAAUAGCAAUAUUCAGGGCGCCGAUGUUAAGAGAAUGGAAGAAGGUCGUGCAAACGAAGACAAUAAAGUGACCAAAUGUUUAUCUGUAGUAUCCAAUGGAACCACUUGAAAAUGUCAGCUGAAAAAUCAGGACACAAAAAGCGCCUGUGAUAUUAUUUCUACUUAAUUCCAAGAAAUAUGACGUGCCUCUAUUUGCUGAACAGUUUAUAACUCACUUGAAAUGCAAAAUAUGAUGCUUGCGGAAUCUAAGUAAAGAGACAUACAAUUAUGUGAGAUGAUUUGUUUCGCUACAGUUGGAACUGUGUGUUGGACAGGAGCCGCAAUUGGACGGAUUGAAAGUAAUUUGUUAAAAUUCACUUGAUUGCUUAGUUAAUAUGAACACUUUAAAAUGUACAUGCAAAAUGGGAGGUGAAAUCAUGUAUUGUGAGAUAUUGUGUUCAUUCCCUGGAACUAGUGAUAUUUACAUCCUUAACAUAAUAAAAUACCCCUGACAGUUGAAAGCCAAAUAUAAAGGAAAUACAUGUAACAGAAGACAAAUUAAUGACUUUUUUUUUAUUUUUCACAGCUUGUUUGCAUUCACUAAACGUUUUUUAUUUCUUUAAAAUUUAAUGCGAACGUUUAGGUUUGUGAAUGAAAAGACUGAAUAAUGAACACUUGAUCAAACAGCAUAAGUGGACAAAUUGAAACCCUAAUAUAACUAUUUUUAAGUAAAGAUCGGUAGAGUUCGUGCAUGUUAUAUAUAAGGCUUUCAACUGAACUGAUCUGACGACGCACCUGUUAUAACACGAGAGAAAUGGUGUUGAGACAAUUUUUAUAAUGCUUUUUCAUUCUUUACAUAUGCUGUGUUUACCUAAUUUCUGUCGAUACCAAUGUUUUUGAUGAGUUUAGAGAGAGGACUGUCUCAAUGGUGUAUUCAAAGAGUUGAUAAAUACGGAGAAUAGUAUCAUGAAUAUAACAAAACAUGAAGUCCCAUUAAGGCUAGUGGACGCCUCAUUUAGUGUAGUGGAAGUGGGCGAGAGGUUAUCAUUGUGUCGCUAAUUGGUUAUCACUUAUUUGUUUAUUUAUCAAUUCGUCGGUGUAAAUUAAGUGUCUUUUUCGAAGUUUAAAAGUGUUCUUGAAUUGUUUGAGUUUGUCCAUACUUUGUAUAACGAAUGGUUAUCAAUUGUAUUUUAUUAUAUUUAGUCCUAAUUCGUAAGCUGAAUAAAUGAAUAAAAAAGACAA
This is a messenger RNA of Mercenaria mercenaria, 3116 nucleotides long. RefSeq names its product DNA damage-regulated autophagy modulator protein 2-like. The coding region runs from base 1096 to 2004 and encodes 302 amino acids. The record is from RefSeq and is a predicted model, not a curated record. Lineage: Eukaryota; Metazoa; Mollusca; Bivalvia; Venerida; Veneridae. The transcript has 9 exons.